CGUUAAAGAAUUCUUGCGGAGUUUGGGGGAUCUCCUUAAAUGCCUCCUGAUCAGCUGUUAGUUCAGUAGUGACAGCCUUAGAGUAGUUGUGAGUAGUGGAUCUUAGAGAGUCAGACAGUAGGUUAGUGUGUCCAGGUAGGUCUAAGUGGUGAAGAGUGGGACAUUGUCGUGCACCUAACACCACGAUGGACGACUAUCCGAUGUAUGGGUUGCUCGUUGGGUUCUCCCUCUGGGGGACCCUCUGGCGUCUCCUCUUUCCUCUGGGGUUCUGGCACACCUUUACAUGUAGAGUAGAUACCCGGGGUGGUGUCUCCACCAAACCAUACACGAAGGAGGAGGAGGAGAAGAUGACCGCCAUCUUGCAGGAGAGGAAGGAGAAGGAGGCCAAGAAGAAGGCCUUGAAGGAGGAGCAGGCGGCCAAAUUGAAGAAGAUAGAAGAAGAGAUGGUCAGAGAGAAGGAGAGGAUACAGAAAGAAGAGGAAGAAAAGUUGAAAGAGGUGGAAGAGGAGGAAGAAGAUGAAACGCCACUGCAGAGGAAGAAGGGGCAGUACAGUGGCAGUAGGGAUGAGGAGAUGGAGAAGCGGAUCUCAGAGUGGGUCACCAACUUAUCCUUGGGCGAAGAAGAAGAAGUGGCGAUGUAUAUCUCUAAGGACGAUCAGGAAGCCGCUAUGAGAGUUUGGGAAGCAGAAAAAUAUGUUGUAAAGCGGCAGGCAAUGGAAGAUGAGAAGAGAAUGGAAUGGACGUUGGCAGUGAUGAGGGAGAAGAAGAGGAGAGUGAACGCGGCAGCGGAGGCGGCAGAAGAGUUAGAGGAGGUUCUAAUUGCGAUCCACGCGCUGAGAGAUGAGGCCGCCUGUUUUGCAAGGUACCUAGUUCGCGCUGCCAACUGUAGUGGCGAUCACGUUGCGUACUCCUUGUUCACGUCCCUCACCGAAUUCUUGAAGUUGUUGCGCGAGAGAUUCGCUGAUGUCGCCCGCAGCGUUAAAGCCUCAGAUAGGCUGCAGAAGAUCCACUCUCGUAAGUGGAAGAGUGUCAGGGCCCUUAAGAGUACAAUGGAUGAGUUAGUGGCUGUCCCUGACCACGGGGUUACGGACACCCAGUUGGUCGGCCUCUUCUAUCGGGCUUUACCCAAAGCCCUUCGAGGGCAUUUCUUCGCAAAGAGCGAAGACCCUGCCACUACGUACGAUUCUCUUAGUCGUGAUGUGGUGGCCUUUGAGGCCAAGUCUAUGUCAGUGUCUACCUUCUGGCACAAGGACUUAGACAAAGGAAAGCAAUGGAAAGAUCGCACUAUCUCAGGGCAGGUAAAGACCAAGGACAGCCUUGUCCUGACCUUAGAAGAGGGUAGUGUGGAUGAGAUCCCCUACGAACAGAUCGAGUGGGGGUUAGAGGAAGAGGACAGCGGUGUGGGCCAGGGGAGGACUUACGCUGCUAUCGCGGCUGGAGGGAGGCUGCAAGGAGGACGAGGCCAGGGUCAAGGGGGCCGGGCCUCAGGGAGUCGGUUUCAGGGCGAUCAGGGGGUUGCCAGUAGAGGAGGAAACCACCAAGCGGGCGGCAGGGGUCAAGGUCCCCCACAAAACCGUCCUAGGAAUAGGUAUCCCUAUAGGAUUGGUGAGCCGAUGGACCCUGUGAUUGCCAGGCUGCUGGAAGAGUUCAAGGAUCUAAUUGAACCGCCGAUAGGAGUAGUACCGCGGCCCAUCCAGCACCGCAUUGAGAUAGAGCCUGGCAGUAGAACUCCUAAGGGUGCUGUGUAUAGGAUGUCCCCACGGGAGUUAGAGGAGCUUCGCAAGCAAUUAGACGAGCUCCUCGAGAAGGGUUGGAUUAGGCCCAGUUCGUCUCCUUUUGGAGUGCCUGUUCUCUUUGUUCUUAAGAAAGAGGGAGAGCAGAGGAUGUGCAUAGACUAUAGGGGUCUGAAUGCUAUUACAGUAAAGAAUGCUGAGCCACUGCCUAGGAUAGACGAUCUCUUAGAUCGAAUGCAGGGGGCGAAGUAUUUUUCCAAGAUAGAUUUGAAGUCCAGAUAUCAUCAGAUAGAAGUGCAUCCUGAUGAUCAGUAUAAGACAGCCUUCCGGACUAGAUAUGGGCAUUACGAGUUCAUAGUGAUGCCCUUUGGACUAACCAAUACGCCAGCUACAUUCCAGCGCUGUAUGAACGAUUUGUUUAGGUCAUGUUUAGAUAGAUUUGUUGUUGCGUACCUAGACGAUAUCCUAGUGUUUAGUAAGACCCUUGAAGAGCAUCAGAGUCAUCUCAGGCAGGUCUUGGAGAAGCUGAGGGAAACUAACUUCAAGAUCAAUGCAAAGAAGUGCGAUUGGGCGAAAACCCAAGUUUUGUACUUAGGCCACGUCUUAGACGGAGACGGCGUUAAGCCAGAGGAUAGCAAGAUCGUAGCGAUUAGAGAUUGGCCCACGCCACGUACGCUGACAGAGUUGCACUCGUUCCUGGGCUUAGCUAAUUACUACCGAAAGUUCGUGAGGAACUUCUCUACCAUCGCUGCGCCCCUUCGCAGAUUGUUAAGAAAGGAGACCAUCUGGAAGUGGGAUAAGGACUGCACGUCUGCCAUGAAGAAGUUAAAUCAGACAUUGAUAGAGUAUCCAGUCCUUAAAGUCGCCGAUCCGUCCUUGCCCUUUGUCGUCACGACCAAUGCGAGUCAAUACGGCAUAGGCGCAGUGUUACAGCAAGACGAUGGCAAUGGGUAUAGACCCGUAGAGUUCAUGUCCGCCAGAAUGCCUUCAGAGAAGGUCGCGACAUCGACCUAUGAGAGGGAACUCUACGCUCUCAGGCAAGCCUUAGACCACUGGAAGCACUACUUGCUUGGGAGGCACUUCAAAGUCUAUUCCAACCAUGAAACGUUACGAUGGUUAAAGACGCAGGCCAAGAUGACACCUAAGCUUACUAGGUGGGCCGCCGAGAUAGAUCAGUACGACYUCGAGCUCAAGCCUGUCAAAGGGAAGUACAACGUAGUCGUGGAUGCUCUGAGUAGAAGAGCUGAUUACUUUGGGGCAAUAGUACAUUACCUCGAUAUAGGGAAGGAUCUGCAGCAGAAGGUUAGAGAAGCCUACGCGCAGGACCCUAUCUAUAGUGACCUCCUUACGAAAGUCAAAGAGGCCCCAAAGACUGAACCGAACUACCGCACUACCGAAGGGUUGCUUUUUGAGAAGACUAAUGUUUUUGACCGCCUGUGCAUUCCCAGUAGUGAAGAGGUCCGUAGUUUGAUUUUGGGAGAAUGCCACGAUACAGAGGGUCAUUUUGGUUGGCAAAAGACCUUAGCCAAUCUGAUGCGCGCGUAUACCUGGUCGGGGAUGAAGAAUGACUGCGUAGAGUAUGUUCGCAGUUGUAAGGUUUGCCAGCGCAACAAGAGUUCUAGGCGCGCCCCGCUAGGUCUUCUCAGACCCUUGCCUAUUCCGGACCAGCCGGGGGACUCGGUGUCCAUCGACUUCAUGGACACUCAAGUCAAGAGUAGGCAUGGUAAGAGCCAAGUCAUGGUCAUAGUUGACCGUUUUAGUAAGUACGCAGUUUUUGUUCCUUUGCCUUCAGAGGCACGUACUGAUUUAGUCAUACAGAGAUUUUUUGACUGUUGGGUGAGCGAGAAUGGAAUCCCACUGUCUAUAGUUAGCGAUAGAGAUAGUCGCUUUACUAGCCAGAACUGGCAAAAACUCAUGGGAGUAUAUGGAUCUAAGUUGUUGAUGUCGCCCGACCAUCAUCCAGAGACUAACGGACAGACAAAGCAGAUGAACAAGAUCCUACAGCAAGUUCUGCGCAUGUACAUUAGGCCAGAUCAGAUUAACUGGGACGAGAUGUUGCCUAAAGUAGCUAGUGCGUAUGAUAACAGCGUGCAUUUAUCCACCUGCCGCACUCCCAACGAACUGCACAAGUCCUUUAGACCGCGCAGACUAUUUGAGGGACUCAACCGGGAUCAGAUUCACAUAUUACCGCCCGAGACCAGGGAGUUUGCUGUACAGCACGAGAAAGAACUAGCUACUGUUGUAGAGAACCUCAGGAAGGCCCAGCAUAAGAUGAUAGAGCAAGCGAACAAACAUCGUCGCCCCUCACAGUUUCAAGUAGGCGACUUAGUCUGGGUCAGUUCUAAGGAGUUUACACCUGAGGAGAACAUCUCGGAGAAGUUACUGCCCACAUAUAGAGGACCGUGGCCCGUUCUAGAAGUCAAGGGCGGCGAAGAUGGACCGUCCUAUACCAUAGAACUCCCAGCACAUCUCCACACUUACCCAGUUUUUCAUGCAUCAAAGUUAUAUCCUUGUCAGACAAGUGAUCAAUUUCCAUCCCGUAGAUCAAUGAUCCCACCGGAUAUGGAUGGGAGAUAUGACAUCGAUGGUAUAGUGGCUGAAGAUGUCUUCAGAACUGGAGGUAGGGGUCGUCCGAAGAAACAGUACAAGGUUCAUUUCAGUUACCAAGAACCGGAAGACGACCACUGGUUUACAAGAUCUGAACUUCUAGAGACAGCUCCCGAUAUAGUCCGGGCCUACGAGAGACAACAGCGAGGUAAAGGUCCUGCCUUGGACUGAAAUUUUCUCGGAGGACCUCGAAUUUAGGCCGGCGGGAGUGAAACGGUAUUCACCAGUUCG
This is a messenger RNA of Chara braunii, 4571 nucleotides long. Lineage: Eukaryota; Viridiplantae; Streptophyta; Charophyceae; Charales; Characeae. The record is from the annotation of a GenBank genome assembly.